AUGAGCAAGCAGAUUCCAGAAAGCGACAACGACGACGACAACAACAACAACAACGACAACAACGACAACAACGACAACAACGACAACGAAGACGACAAAAUGUCUCCCUAUGACAUCACGUUCAGUAUUCCGCAGGUAAGUGGGCUGGUGGUGGUCUGUGUGCUUGUCCUUCUGGUCAAGCACAUCUGGGGCGGUGUCCUCAGGGACGACGUCCUCUGGCUAUUGCGAGAGGUCGGUCGAUUCCUGCGGUUCAUCUGCCGGCUGAGGACGUACGAACCCGUUUCGAAUGUCGAGGUUCAGGAUGACGGAAAUGCCCUCGGGCAGGACCUUUAUCUUGAGACUGAUGACACACUCGAAAUGGAUGUUCUGUGGCCCCAGCCGGAGCCAGACCAUGGCAGAGAGGUGGCUGGCCAGCGUUAG
This is a messenger RNA of Sporothrix brasiliensis 5110, 420 nucleotides long. RefSeq lists its product as uncharacterized. Bases 1 to 420 code for a protein of 139 amino acids. The transcript has 2 exons. The record is from RefSeq and is a predicted model, not a curated record. Lineage: Eukaryota; Fungi; Ascomycota; Sordariomycetes; Ophiostomatales; Ophiostomataceae.